GCGGAAGUCCGUUCAUUCUGCACCCGGCGUCUUCCAGACUGAAGACAACAUGCUGUGGGCCCUCUCAGCUCUGCUGGUGCUGUUUGGCAGCUUUGACGUGUGGUACUUCCUGAGGGGGCUCUGGGUGAUACUCAACGCUGCCCUCCAGGAGCCGGUGAGGGAUAUCCUGGCCGAGCAGGUGAUCGACAGCCGGGUUCUUCCCCAGGAUCUGGACUUCAUGGGCCACAUGAACAACGCCCGCUACCUGAGGGAGUGCGACAUGGGCCGCUUCGACCUCUUCGCUCGCAACGGGAUCUUCAUGGCCGGUCGUGCGCUGAAGGCCACUAUGGUCAUCGGGGCCUCGACCGUGCGCUACCGGCGCUCGCUUGCUUUCGGGGAGGCCUUCCAGCUGCGCACUCGAAUCGUCAGCUGGGACGAAAAGUCCUUCUACGUGGAGCAACGCUUUGUGUCCAAAUCUGAUGGCUUCAUCUCCGCUGUGAUGCUGUGCCGGCAGAACGUCAUCCGGAGCACUCCGGACAAGAUUCUGGAGCAUCUCUGCAAGAGAAAGGUGGAAUGCCCCGACAUCCCAGAACAUCUUCAGCAGUGGAUCAAGUUCAUCUCCGCCAGCAGCCAGGCGCUCAGAGCAGAGAGCGGAUUGGACGAGAAGACCAAGUGAUGACUGGAGAUCGUAUUUUCUUUACCGAGCCACCUGUUCCUGCUCCUCCCCCACCCCUAAAACCCCGCCUCUCCCCCACCCUCAGAUCCCGCCCACAACGGUACUUAUUUUACCUACCUUAAGAAAGGUAAGGAAAUCGUGAAUCUGAAAAGGAUUUUUUUUGUGUAGAGAUUUACUUAAAAUGUGAAGCCUAUCCAUUCACACGUACUGUAUAUCUAAAGCAUAUAUUGUGUAUAUCUUUUUUUGUUUGUAGAGUACAGAUAAUUUAAUUUUGAUUAUUUAAAAUGAAUGAAUUGACGUAGAAAAGAUGAAACGGUUAAAGCACUUUGAGGUCUUUACUUGAUUCUACUUGAUUAUCAUUUCUCGUACUGUACUAUUACUGUAGUUCAGUCGUUCUCAACCCUUUUAGACCGGGAGAUUGCUGGUUUGAAUCCCGGUUAUGCAGCUAGUCAUCAGCUGCCGGAGCCCCGAGAGAGCACAAUUGGCCUUGUUCUUUCUGGCUGGGUACAGUAGAUGGUGCCCUUUUCUUUCAUUACUUCUAGGGUGAUGUCGAUCAGCACAAGGCUGCGUCUCUGAGCUGAUGUAUCGGAACCAAAUCAUUGCGCUGUGAUGCUACUCGGCAAUGUUGCAUCAUCAGCAGCAGUUUGUGAGGACUAGGCAUGUGCUAGUCUUCACCCUGCUUGUGUUGUGGCAUCACUAGUGAAAUGUUAAAGCACUUUGAGGUCUUUACUUUAAGAUUAUUGUUUCUUGUACUGUACUAUUACUGUAGUUCAGUGGUUCUUAAACCUUUUAGACUAUCAUGUCAAUCCGCCCAGUGGUUCCAGGAUUAGUGGUAGGGCUGCAACUAAUGAUUAUUUUGGUAGUUGACUAAUCUGUCAAUUAUUAAUCUGUCAAUUAUUCGCUUACUCAAUGUUUUUUUCUGCUUCUUGUGGGUACGGCUCCAGUUCCUAGCUUUCUGAAUCAUUUAAAAAAUACAGAAACAGCAGAAUGUUGAAUUUAAAUGUCCCUUAAUUAACCAGAAGAUGUUUACAGUGGCGUGAAAAAGUAUUUGUCACCUUACAGAUUUGCCAUACCAAGGUUUUUCCGGUCAUGAAAAACCUGAAAAAUUCUUGAAAUUUGAAAAUAGCAAUUUCUAGGCCUGGAUAAAAAAAUUAAAAUAAAAAAUACCCACAAAGUUUUGAAAAAGUCAUGUAAAUUUGGUCUACAAAUUUUUAUUUUUCCGCUUAUCGAUGGAGAAAAUCCAUUUUAAGCUAACAAAUACAUCAGCUCAGAUUUAAUUUAGUGAUUUAUCCCUACACAAUGGAGCUCUCAGGACCUGACACACAUUUUAUUACUAAAAAUUGUGUAUCGGAUUUAUUUUGGGCUUACUAUAAUCAAUUUCGAUUAUAGUUUUAGUUUAUUUUCAGUUUUAUUGUCCAUGUCUUCACUGUUUUAAAAAUCAUGAAAAAGUCAUGAAAAUAUCAUUGAAAUUUAUUGUAGAUUAACAUUGUAGAUUAAAGGGCGCAGAGUGGUCCAGUGGUCUAAAGCGCUGUCACUAUGAUCGGGAGAUUGCUGGUUUAAAUCCCGGUCAUGUAGCUUGCCAUCAGCUGCCGGAGCCCUGAGAGAGCACAGUUGGCCUUGCUGUCUCUGGGUGGGUACAGUAGAUGGUGCUCUUUCCCCUCAUCACUCCUAAGGGUGAUGUAGAUCAGCACAAGAUUGCAUCUGUGAGCUGAUGUAUCGGAAUCGAGUCACUGCGCUUUCCUCUGAGUGCGCUGUGAUGAUGCUACUCGGCAGUGCUGUAUUAGGCAUGUGCUUGUCUUCACCCUCCUUGUGUUAUGGUAUCACCAGUGAUGCGGGAUAUACAGCUAAGUAGCAGCUGAAUGGGCGAGGCAAUUGGCCUAGGUAAAUUGAAAAGAAAAAACAAAAAUAAAUUACAAAAAAAAAACAUUGUAGAUUAUGUUGACUAGAAUUGUUGCAGCCCUACUUAGUGGUCAGCACAGAAUGUCUCAAAAGUAAGGAAACAGUAUUCCUUCAUAGUUUUGAUUUCUUUAAUAUUAAUCUAUAACUAGAAAAUAAUACAAAUAAAGAAAAAAAAACUUUAAAUGAAAAUGGGGGUCCAACCUUUGACUACAACUGUUAAAUUGUAAAUUCUUAUAAUCUUAAGAAUUAAACAUGAUCCCCUGCACCCUAAAAAACUACAGUAUUUGCUUGUUUUGGACACAUUAGAAACUAUCUUAGAAACAGUUUUCUGGUGUAGUGACCUGGUAACAGCCUCAGUUUGAGAACUGCUGCUGUAGUUGAUGCUGACUCGACACCGAGAAUGUCUUUAUUUUCGUAAUCUUUUUUUCCUAUUAUUGUUGAUGAAAAGGGAACAUGAGUGUAAAAGCCUUUAUUAGAGUAAUUAUUUAUUAAAGGAGGUGACUGCAUGUACCGGGACCUUAAUACUAGGGCUGCACGAUAUAUCUUUUAAGCAUCGUCAUGGCGAUGUGCGCAUGCGCAAUAGUCACAUCGCAGGACGUGCGAUUUCACUUAAGGCAAUUAAAUCAAACACGUCAUGUUGCAACGUUUUGAUUCUUGACACAAGCAAUAGAUACACAGCGCUGUCUCUGUGUCUGUGUGAGUGACAAGCUGCUGCUGCCUGAGAAGCACGAGGGGUGGCAGGAGUAAACACGAGGUAACUGCAGCAUGGCCUCCAUCCACAUGGUUGGCCACGUGCUUGUAAACGUGGGCACGUGUUGAAAGCUGUGCACCUCAGUCCAGCACAGUUUUUGGUGCAGAUAUUUCCAGUUACAGCAGAAUUCACGCUUUUAAUCCCAGAAAAUUCCCGCUCUUAUUUACCUUUUAAAAAGCCAUUUAAAUGCCUGAUUAAAGAGCCGAUUACUGUUGUUUUGCUGUUUUCCUCGGGUUUUGAGUUGAGCUCAGCGCUGACUCAACUCUUGAUUGGUCCGGAUGCAAGACAGCGAGCGGGUGGGAGUGGGGCUUGGGCUGGUAAUGUCAUGGACCUUGCAUUGUUUAAUUUCGUGUUAAAUAUCGUCGAAAAAAGACAUUUGCAGUGUAAUUUUUUUCCAAUAUCGUGCAGCCCUACUUAAUACUAUACACUGUAUAAAUAGUAUAUUAAUAUUUGACCAAACAUAAAAGGAACCAAUACAGUAUAUCUGACCACGUUAGCUCAAACUGGUCUCUGCUGUUGUGAACUUGGAAAAAAUAGCUUUAAUUUAAAUGUGCACUGACUACUGAAGAAAAGUGAAGAAAAGUGAAUAUUUACAAUGUUAUUGAUUCUAUUAAGUAAUUGUUAGGCCUGUCAUAAUAACUAAUAUUUUUGGACAAUAUAUAUCUUAACAAAAUGAACAAUGUUACUGUCUUAAGACCAUAUUAGGACCAAUUUAUUCCAUUGAUAUAAUGAUAUGAUUGAAUACAGUAGCAUAAAAAUACAAUAACCUUACUCAUUACCAUUAAAGAGAAAUAAACGUAUUAAAUUAUUACAAAUAUUUAAAAAUUGGAAUUGUAAAAAAAAAAAAGUAACAAAUAAUUAAAUAUGAUUAAAUGCCUUACAGAUGUGUCAUAAACAAAAUAAAAAGUCGAUAUACUGGCACAUUCGCAUCAAUAAUGGACAAUACUAAGUGUAGCAAAAAUGAUGGAAAUUAUAUUAUGUCUAUAUAUUGUGUCAUAAUUAUUUAAUUCUAUAAUUAUUGUGGCAGGCCUAUAUACUGUUCCGCAUUUAUCAGUUAUUUAUUAAUAUUUAUUGAUUGUUGACUCUGCUCUGAUUCUGUUAAACUAAUGUAUUGAUUAUGGAUCUGUGGAUUAUGAAUCUGCCCAAGAAAGUGCUUGUUAUUUAUACAAAGAACAUCAUGUUUAUUUCAUUUAUUUAUCUUGUUUGAGGUCAAAUGCACUGAAAUGCACAGUUUGCAUGUUUUUAAUUUAAUGUAAAGUAUUUGCGAUGGAUUCAAGCAAAAGAACAAAAGGCUGCAUUUGGAAAUAAAGUUGUUUUUAAUAAAGAAUUGUGUGAUUGUGCUAAUUUAACAUAUUUAACAGAACCUGAAAGCACUGAAUCUAAUGUACUGUAUAAUAUAAAGUAUGGUAUUAAGCUCUUUCUUCUUCUUUCAUGCUGCCAUCUAGUGUCUGCAGGUAUCUAGGCUAUGCUUGUC
Messenger RNA from Astyanax mexicanus (Mexican tetra), 4779 nucleotides. RefSeq names its product protein THEM6. The record is from RefSeq and is a predicted model, not a curated record. Lineage: Eukaryota; Metazoa; Chordata; Actinopteri; Characiformes; Acestrorhamphidae. The transcript has 3 exons. Bases 50 to 655 code for a protein of 201 amino acids.